Messenger RNA from Candoia aspera, 1940 nucleotides. It is a transcript of the gene ENTHD1, whose product is annotated as ENTH domain containing 1. Gene Ontology annotation, molecular function: clathrin binding; phospholipid binding. Gene Ontology annotation, cellular component: endosome; clathrin vesicle coat; plasma membrane. The record is from RefSeq and is a predicted model, not a curated record. Bases 1 to 1824 code for a protein of 607 amino acids. The transcript has 7 exons. Gene Ontology annotation, biological process: endocytosis. NCBI's taxonomy places the organism in Eukaryota, Metazoa, Chordata, Lepidosauria, Squamata, Candoiidae.
AUGGCACUCAGGAGGCAUGUAAAAAACUUUGUGAAAAAUUAUUCUGAAGCUGAGGUCAAAGUCAGAGAAGCAACGUCUAAUGACCCUUGGGGCCCCUCCAGUUCUCUAAUGUUAGAGAUAAGUGACCUGACAUACAACACAAUUUCCCUUUCUGAGAUUAUGAACAUGAUCUGGCAUAGGAUGAAUGACCAUGGAAAGAACUGGAGGCAUGUGUACAAAUCUCUUACACUCUUGGACUAUCUCCUCAAGAAUGGAUCAAAGAAAGUCAUACAACAUUGUCAAGAGGGUUUCUUUAACAUUCAGGCAUUAAAAGAUUUUCAUCAUCUAGAUGAAGCUAGAAAAGAUCAAGGUUUCCAUGUGAGGGAGAAGGCUAAGCAAGUCCUUGCUUUAUUAAAAGAUGAACAACUGUUGCACAAUGAGCGUGAAAUUGCACGUCGGACUAGACGACGCACUUCAUAUGCAAUGCUUUUCUCCCACAAGCCUUCUGGCAAAACUUACGUACCAACUAUGCCUGGCUCAGAUCCCCUUUCUGAGCUACCUCCUUCAGAAAAUAUCCAACAUUUGCUGCCUAAGGCAUUACCUGCAGCAGAGCAAAGCCUGCAGAUAGGCAAAGCAGAAAUAGCCCAAGAAGCAACUGCACUGAAUAUCUUUGCAAAGAAGUCAUCAGAGCAGGACUUGAUCAUCUUUAGCGAGGAUGAAUCCUGUCCUGAGGCUGUGCAGUCAACAUUUCCAGCUACUGUCUGUAAAGAGGAAUUGGCAAAAGGUACUGUUUUGAGUCCAUCAGAAAGAAAUCCACUCCCUUUGCACAAGUGGGAUUCAGGCAGAAAAUUGAAGAGUUCUGUUGUUUCCAGAGUUAUGCUGAAAUCUCCUCCAAGGAGGCCAUCAAGCGUAAAUAGUCAUCAAGUUGCCACAACUUUGCUUGAUCUUUGGUCAUCCAGUCCAGAGGAUUUUGUCGCUAUUAACAAACAGGAAAUCCCCAAGUCUGAUUUGGCUUGCUGUCAUACCAGGGCCUCUGUUGAGACCAUUUAUAAAUCUCCCACCUUUCAAACCUUCGAUCCUCUAGGAACCCCUAUAACAAACACCCUGAAAACCUCUCCAGCUUCUCAGCGGUACUAUGGGCCUAGUGUAGCUAGCUUGCGAAACCUCCACUUUUUAACACCAAGCAUUGUAGAGGCAGCUGGUUUGAGUGAUCAUACCACCCCCAGACCAGAUUCUGCCAGCUCCAUUGGAACAACUUCGUCCUUUUCUACUUUCUCCAUGUCAUCCCCAGAGUCAGCGGUACCAAACAACACCCCUCAGCCCCAUUCCAUUGCGCCCCAUGGCCCUUCAUGUAUGUCUUCACCACAUGGAUUACCUUCUAUCUUCUUUAAAGAUCUCAAGGAACGGAUUGCACAUUCCUUUUCUCCUUGCCCAGUGUCUGAUGUAGAUGACAAUGCUAGCAUUUUAAGCUUACUGCCUGAUAAUUCCAAAUGUUCUGUUGAGAAAAAUGAUAGCUUUAGGAGCAGAACGUGUCGUGCUUCUGGUGAAAGUUGGGCAGACAAUUUAGUGGAGGAAGUCCUUUCUGGACCUAAGCCUGUUAUACCUCCUGCCACAAAUCUUCCUCCUGCCACUGAUCUUUUUCCUCUGAGUGCUGAGGAAAAAAACACGACCAUUUUGGAGGAAAUAAAAAAUGCAGUUUGUGGACUGAGAGGGGACUUCUGCAGUGUGGCACAGGAGUUACGUACCAUAGGUAGCGAAUUGGCAAAUAUGGUAGUUUCAGUUCAAAAUAUGAACCAAUUUUUUGCAGCUCCCAAAACUGCUAAAGAUGACCUUACUGAAAUGUAGUUCUCACAUUGACUCAUAAUGAGGGAGUUCAAGAUCAGUUAUAUAUUCUGUUUUACUAAAGUGCUUGACAUACUUUGGAGUUUACUUGAACAAAAGUAAAUGCUUUUAUAUAUAUA